Mucor mucedo is the source of this 549-nucleotide messenger RNA. RefSeq lists its product as uncharacterized. The transcript has a single exon. Lineage: Eukaryota; Fungi; Mucoromycota; Mucoromycetes; Mucorales; Mucoraceae. The record is from RefSeq and is a predicted model, not a curated record. Bases 1 to 549 code for a protein of 182 amino acids.
AUGACGGUACUUGAUCAUGAAUCUUUGCCGAGCAAUGAAUUCUACCAAGACUAUUUCCCCACCAUUAUACUUUGUUUAUGCACAGUCUACAUCCUAUCUUAUUUCAUACGCUAUGGUUUACAUCAAUUUCGACGUUAUCGCGAUAGAAAAAAGCAACAAGAAAAGAAACACUUGAUCCAGCAUUGGCAACGUCGUCAUCUACAGCAGCACACUACAGCAGUGGCAUUUCCUCCUUUUACGUAUACCACUACUUCCUCAUGCACGUUGAAUUCCAGCACGCUGCCGACGAGUGGUCACCAUAGCAAGUUGCCACAGCAACAAAAAGCGUGGUCAAAACCGAAAAAUAAAUAUCAGUGGAUCAGUAAGGAUCAAAGGCUAAACUUGUUGUGGCAUUGGAGUGUCUCUAUGGGUCAUGUGGAAUACGAUCAUGCAAAGGGGUUAAACGCGUUGGUUCAACAAUUGUCUAUUGUUCGGUUGACGAAGACUUCUUCUUUUGCUGUGGGUGGUGCUGGUCAUACACCUUUGGAAAAAGUUAUUGUAGAAGCUUAG